Messenger RNA from Paracoccidioides brasiliensis Pb18, 465 nucleotides. RefSeq names its product ubiquitin-40S ribosomal protein S27a. Gene Ontology annotation, molecular function: ubiquitin protein ligase binding; structural constituent of ribosome; protein tag activity. Bases 1 to 465 code for a protein of 154 amino acids. The transcript has 3 exons. Gene Ontology annotation, biological process: modification-dependent protein catabolic process; translation; protein ubiquitination. The record is from RefSeq and is a predicted model, not a curated record. Gene Ontology annotation, cellular component: cytoplasm; ribosome; nucleus.
AUGCAGAUCUUCGUCAAGACCCUUACGGGGAAGACUAUCACCCUCGAGGUGGAGUCGUCUGAUACCAUUGACAAUGUGAAGUCUAAGAUCCAGGACAAGGAGGGAAUCCCUCCCGACCAGCAACGUCUGAUCUUCGCCGGUAAACAGCUCGAGGACGGUCGCACCCUCUCUGACUACAACAUUCAGAAGGAGUCGACCCUCCACCUCGUCCUGCGUCUUCGUGGUGGUGGCAAGAAGCGCAAGAAGAAGGUCUAUACCACCCCCAAGAAGAUCAAGCACAAGCGCAAGAAGACCAAGCUUGCCGUCCUCAAGUAUUACAAGGUCGAUGGUGAUGGAAAGAUCGAGCGUCUGCGCCGCGAGUGCCCCACUCCUGAGUGCGGAGCCGGUGUUUUCAUGGCUUCCAUGACCAACCGCCAGUACUGUGGAAAGUGCCAUCUUACCUACGUCUUUGAUGAGUCCAAAUAG